AUGAAUUAAAACUAAUAGAGUUAAGAUUUUAAAUGUAAAGAUCAUCCUGAAAAACCUGCACUUUUUUGGUGUAAAUCAAAUGUUUGCAAUGAGAAUCGAAUUUUCUGUCUUAAUUGUCAAAAGUAGAAUAACCAUAUUUAACAUUACGCUGAAGAUGUCCUUAGUAUUCAUGAAUUAGAUUAAUUUUUAAUUGAAAAGUCAAAACUUUCUAAUGAUCUCAUUUCAGAAUGUCAAAUGUAAUUCUAGUCAACAGUCAAAUCCUAUGAGAAGCUCAUGUCUGGUUUAUCUUAUAAGUUCUGCGGAUUAGAAGAUAAAAUUAAUAAAUUAAAACCAUAUUAAAUACAACAAGCACUUGAUUCUAUGAUUAGAUUUGAAGAAUUUAGGAACCAUUUGAAAACCAACAUUUAAGGAUUUUUGUUCAAAUUAAAAAAAAUUUUAGAUGAUCUUUUUAUUAAAUUGGAAUUACAUCUGAUUUAAUAUUAGCUGAUUGAUUAAUAGAUUAAAUUUAAUAAAGAUUAAUAUCAAUAUGGUUUAAUUUGUUUUAUAUUUAAUAGGUAUCUCUUUAAUCAUUAGAAAUUAAUAAAAUGAGGCAAUUCAACUCUUUGAUAAGUUAUUAUUGACAGAACCUUAUAAUGUAGAAAUUAUGUAUUAAAAAGGUUAAUAAUUAUUAUUAUUUUAAGCGAACACAUUAAUUUAAUUGGAUAAGUAAGAAGUUGCUUAAUAGAUAUACAAAAAUAUCAUUACAAUUAACCCAAAACAUGAGCUCUCCUUAUUGAAAAUGGGUAUUUGAUUACUUUAUUAUUUAGGUGAUAUUUUAAAAGAUUAACAUUCUUUUUAGUAGGCUCAAGAAUAUUAUGAAAAAUGUAUUCUAAUAAAUGCAAAUAAUUCUGCAGCUUAAUUUGGAAUAGGUAUUAUCGUAUCAAAAUUAUUAGGAGAAUGUUUAAGGGAGACUUAUUAAUAUCAUCAUGCAUUAUAGUUUUAUCUAAAAUCUAUUGAAUUAAAUUCAUUUAAUACAGACAAUUACUUUUAUUAUGGUAAAUUUCGAUAUAAAAUAAUUUAGGUGAUUGCUUAAAAUAAUUAAUGAAAUAUCAAGAAGCAAUCUAUGCAUAUGAGAAGGUUUUAGUUAAAGAUUCUCAUUAUUCAGAUGCAAUUGCAGGAAAAGGUACAAAUAUAAAAUUCAAUAAAAAAGGAAUAUGUUUAUUGAUAGUUAAGGAAUAUAUAAUAAUAAUAUAU
Messenger RNA from Paramecium octaurelia, 1233 nucleotides. The record is from the annotation of a GenBank genome assembly. Lineage: Eukaryota; Ciliophora; Oligohymenophorea; Peniculida; Parameciidae.